GUGUGACAGAAUUCCCUUUCUUUUUCCUUCCACAUCACUAUUGCAUCAAUCUCCAAAGUCUCCUCCCCAAAUCCCUUUUGUCCCUUCCCUUCCUCCCUGCUUCCUCUGUGUUGCCCUAGAUAGCUAAGCUACCUAGCUAGCUAGCUCUAUAUAAACCUGAACCUGGACAAAGCUCUGGAAGUCAAAAGGAAAGAAGGGGAAAAAAAAAACAAAGAGCAGUACUGGAUCUUGAGAUGCCUCAGACGCCUUCAACAAGGUGGUGCCCGACACCGGAGCAGCUGAUGAUUCUGGAGGAGAUGUACAGGAGUGGGGUGAGAACCCCAAAUGCCUCCCAAAUACAACAGAUAACUGCACACCUCUCCCUCUACGGCAAGAUUGAGGGCAAGAAUGUGUUCUACUGGUUCCAGAAUCAUAAGGCCCGGGAACGACAGAAGCUCCGCCGCCGACUCGGCCGGCAACCACAGAUGCUCCCACAGUCCGAAGGCUCUACUACCCCAGCUCUUCAAAUUCAGAAUCCAACUAAUGCCCAGGGAUGUUUCCAAGAGUCGACGCCACAAGGGAUGAAUCUGGUGGGCAAGUUGGAGGCAGCACAGGGAUACCUAGCAGAAGAAGGAGAAGAGCUGGCAUAUAAUUAUAUGUCGGCCGGCAGCUGUUCGUCGGCCGGAAUGUCAUGCUGCAAGCCGCCUCUGAAAACGCUGGAUCUGUUCCCUACAAAGAGCACGGGCAUGAAGGAUGAGUGCAGCUCCUCCAAGUCCUCAUCCUGCUCCACCUCCACCAACUAAGAAGUGCUAUU
Zingiber officinale is the source of this 793-nucleotide messenger RNA. RefSeq names its product WUSCHEL-related homeobox 3B-like. The record is from RefSeq and is a predicted model, not a curated record. The transcript has 2 exons. NCBI's taxonomy places the organism in Eukaryota, Viridiplantae, Streptophyta, Magnoliopsida, Zingiberales, Zingiberaceae. The coding region runs from base 234 to 782 and encodes 182 amino acids. Gene Ontology annotation, molecular function: DNA binding; DNA-binding transcription factor activity. Gene Ontology annotation, biological process: plant organ development.